UUCUUUUCCCUUUGCCUGGUAUAUCUCACACUCACUUUAAAUGGAAGAUUAUUGCAACUCUUACUUGGAAAUUCAGGUGUAGAACACGACACUUGUCUUUAGCCCUUCUCAGACUGCCUCGCAAGUGAAGUGGAGAACUGCGUCAUUUGUCACCCCUAUCUGUUGGGAAGCAGACAAAGCAAAAAAGAGAAAUGAGCAGCAGGACUCCUGCCCUUACCUUCACAUUGGCAGGCUGAGAUGCUGCCUGGAUAAGGAAGAGGGUGUCCAAGCUGUCCCAUAAGCAAAUUAAACCAUUAAGAGCAAAAGAGGAGUGAAAGAAUCACAAACAUGAGUCAAGAUUAAUUUUUCCGAACCAGCGUAUCUGUGUUUCUCUUCUAAUACAGGGCAACCUGCAAAGCUGCAGUAUGCUUCUGAAUAGGUGAGAGAGAUAAUGAGUGGGAAAAGCAAAGCAAUAUUAACUGCUGAGUGGUCUUCAGUAUAAUAAAGAAAUUGUUUUUCCUCAAUAGGUAAAACCAAAUGAUAUAACUCACUGAGUAAAAAGAGGAGACAUUUGGCAGCUUGGCACCAGUACUAAUGAAGCCAAUAGCCUUCUCUGCUUUCUCCUUUUGGCUGGCUCUCCUUUUGGCUGGUUUCUUUGGCAUACAAAUCACUGGCACUUUUGUGAGAAGUCAGAAGAACCAUACGCUAAUUUUCACCAAGGAAAACACAAUUCGCAACUGCACCUGCUCGACGGAUAUUCGCGAUUGCGAUUACUGCCUGGCAAACUUGAUGUGCAAUUGCAAAACAGUGCUGCCCUCUACCAUGGUAAAAACUACCUACAACAGCCACCUGACCAUUUGGUUCACAGACACCUCUGUGCUAGAGAUGCUCCUGAACUUCACAAGGGUGUGGGAUUUGAAACUGUCCUUCUGUGGCACUACUCCUCUCCCUACUGAAUACUUGGCCAUUUGGGGACUUCGAAAGCUGCGAGUAAAGAAGGUCAAGGGACAUUUUCCAGAGCAAAGUGUCACCAUCUACAGCAGCAGCAAAAGUGAAAAAGACAACUCACUUGCAGUGCACAACAAAGACAGACAAAUGCUUGUGUAUCUUUCUUUUCUGGAUACCUCGCUUUUCAAUGGAUAUUCUUUGCUGAAGUCGUACAGCGUGGAGAACAUCUCCAGUAUCACAGAGCAUUUUCCAAGCCUGAUGUACUCUGAUGUUUCCUCAACCUCAGAUAACAAGAGCUAUGUUGUAACAUUCAUUUACUGAGUUAUUUAACAUACUCAGUAGUCAGAGGCAUGUCAAAAUACUCAGAAAGAGAUGGGAUUUCUUUCAAUUCUGUCUGGUUUGGUCAAGAGAAACUGUUACAGGAUAGACACCACUGACUGUGGUAACACUUUACAAGGCAAUUUUUAAUGUAAGAGAGACUC
Dryobates pubescens (Downy woodpecker) is the source of this 1409-nucleotide messenger RNA. RefSeq names its product chromosome 12 C21orf62 homolog (gene EPCIP). The record is from RefSeq and is a predicted model, not a curated record. Bases 574 to 1248 code for a protein of 224 amino acids. The transcript has a single exon. NCBI's taxonomy places the organism in Eukaryota, Metazoa, Chordata, Aves, Piciformes, Picidae.